Molecule: messenger RNA, 1548 nt
Organism: Chara braunii
Lineage: Eukaryota; Viridiplantae; Streptophyta; Charophyceae; Charales; Characeae
Source: the annotation of a GenBank genome assembly
UGAGAAGGGCCCCAAUACUUGUGGUUCAAUUUUUUCAAACUGAAAUUAGAGCUCAAUGGUCGUAUGUUAAGGUGCGGCAAGGGUGCACACAUGCCACAUCGUUAAAGAGCGUUUUCAACGCCUUCCGAUACAAGAGCAAAUAGACAGUAGGAUUUAUAUUCACACCAAGCAGUGCCAAUGGCGGGAGACUAUGGAGCUAGGGAGGACAGUCCAGAAUGCAAGGUGACGAUUCCUCCAAAGCGUGCAAUUCUGGAUGAUGCUAUGUCUAUACUGCCAGUGACAGCUGUGCGUGAUCCUUUCAAGGACUUCAGGGGCAAGCGGCGGAGAGAGCAGAUCAAACUUCUCAUCUAUAGCAUAUUCCCGAUCGUGGAGUGGAUUCAGCAGUAUUCCUGGAAGUUGUUUCGAGAUGAUAUCAUUGCUGGUCUUACCAUUGCUAGUCUUGCUGUCCCUCAGGACAUUGCUUAUGCAAAGUUGGCCCACCUGCCCGCAGAAAAUGGCCUCUACUCCAGCCUUCUGCCUCCAUAUGUGUACUCAGUGUUCGGAAGCUCUCGGCAAUUGGCAAUUGGACCAGUGGCCGUUGUGUCGCUGCUGCUGGGUGAACUUCUAAAUAAAGAGUUUAAGCCUUACUUGGACAGAAAGGGAAUUGCUACUGACAAAGCGUCGGAUAAGCUGGGGAGUUUUGAUCCGAACCCUCAGUAUGUCUAUUUUGCAUUCCUGGUAACAUUCUUAACCGGAUUGAUACAGCUCGGCCUCGGCCUCUUCAGAUUGGGCUUCAUUAUUGAGUACAUGAGCCAUUCUGUUGUUGUCGGAUUCAUGGCCGGAGCUGCAGUGACGAUUGCCGGGUCGCAGCUGAAGGGACUACUUGGUUAUACAACAUACACACCUAAGUCAAACAUUCAGAGCAUUAUAAACAGUAUUCAUGAACAUACUGAGCAGUUCAAAUGGCAAACAUUUACAUUGGGAAUGGUGUUCCUCACCUAUUUGUUGAUCGCCAAGGUCCUGUUCAAAUGGCAAACAUUUACAUUGGGAAUGGUGUUCCUCACCUAUUUGUUGAUCGCCAAGGUCCUGGCCAAGAAAAACAAAAAAUUCUUUUAUUUUGCUGCCACGGGGCCAUUGGUGUCUGUUGUGCUUUCAGCGGCAUUUAUCAAGGUCGCUGGGAUAAAGCGUCUGCAUGUGAAAACGGUCGGAAGGUUGCCUAAGGGCCUGCCUUCAUCAUCAUUUGAACACUUUGACUGGGAUCAGACUAGCAGAGCAUUGAAAGUCGCAGCGAUCACCGCUUUUGUUGCAUUAACAGAAGCUGUGGCGAUUGGAAGAACAUUUGCUAUCAAGAACAACUACCACAUCGAUGGCUCAAGAGAGAUGACAGCUUGUGGCUUGAUGAACAUUGGGAGUUCUCUGACCUCCGGAUAUGUCACAACAGGUUCCUUCUCUCGGUCAGCUGUCAAUCAAACAGCAGGAGCAAAGACAACUGUGUCUAAUAUCGUUAUGGCCACCGUUAUCUUGUUCACACUUAUCUUUAUCACGCCGUUGUUUGUUAACAUUCCUCAG